Lodderomyces oxycetoniae is the source of this 1395-nucleotide messenger RNA. RefSeq names its product NADH kinase (gene POS5). The record is from RefSeq and is a predicted model, not a curated record. Lineage: Eukaryota; Fungi; Ascomycota; Pichiomycetes; Serinales; Debaryomycetaceae. Bases 1 to 1395 code for a protein of 464 amino acids. Gene Ontology annotation, biological process: NADP+ biosynthetic process; NAD+ metabolic process. The transcript has a single exon. Gene Ontology annotation, molecular function: NAD+ kinase activity.
AUGUCACACAGUACUUCAAACGCUCCUAGUUCCGAUACUCCUAGUUCCGACGCUACUAGUUCCGACGCUACUGGUUCCGACGCUACUAGUUCCGAUGCUACUGGUUCCGACGCUACUAGUCCACCAGAACAACAAACAAGUUUGACCGUUGAAUCAUGCAAAAACCUCCCACCGGCAAGACUUCCCGAAUAUAUAAAGACACAACAUAGUAGACUUUAUAAUAUCAUUUGGAGAGACUCGCCACCCAAAAAUGUAUUGAUGGUGAAAAAGCCAUGGGACUCAACGGUUCGAGAAGCCAUGAUUCAAUUGAUUGACCACUUACAUGCUCUGUAUCCGCUGGUUAAUGUUGUUGUCAAUGAAGAUGUAGCUGACGAGUUGGUUAAUGAAGUAACUGCUUUGAACAAAUUACUCGACAAGUCUAUUAACCAUGUCAUUUAUACAGGUAAUAAUAAAGACAUUAUUGGCAAGAUAGAUUUGAUGAUAACUUUGGGAGGAGAUGGUACAAUAUUGAGAGGAGUUUCUUUAUUUUCAAAUGUCCGAGUUCCUCCCGUUUUGUCGUUUGCCAUGGGUACUUUGGGGUUCCUCUUGCCGUUUGAUUAUAAAAACAGUAUGAAAUGCUUUAAAACCGUUUAUGAAGGCAGAUCGAAGGCAUUGUAUAGAAACCGAUUAGAGUGUCACGUUUUGCGCAACCAAGAUAAAGACAGCAGAGACGGCAGAGACAGCAAAGACGGCAAAGACAGCAGAGACAGCAGAGACGGCAAAGACAGCAAAGACAGCAAAGACAUUGCCCUCAAGAAUGAGGAGCUAGCAACCAAAAAAGACAAGAGAGAAAUGGUUCAUGCAAUGAACGAUAUAACAAUCCAUCGCGGUAGCUCUCCUAAUUUGACUUCAAUAGACAUAUAUAUUGAUGAUGAGUUUUUCACUACAACAUAUGCUGAUGGCUUAAUAUUCUCAACGCCAACAGGCUCAACUGCGUACUCGUUGUCAGCAGGUGGAUCAAUAACACACCCAGCGGUUCCUUGUAUAUUAUUAACGCCAAUAUGUCCUCGGUCAUUGUCUUUUCGUCCAUUGAUUUUGCCUAGCACAUCAGACAUAAUGAUCAAGUUAUCCGAACACAAUAGAAGUGAGACUAUAGAGUUAACUAUAGAUGGAAUAAGUCAAGAGGAUUUACGUCCGGGAGAUGAAUUACACAUCACGUCGGAGGCGGCAGCUAUACGACAUCAGCAACAGCAACAUCUAGAUGAGGAAAUGGUGAAUGGGUCUAAAUACAGUAACAAUAGAGAUGGUAUAUGGUGUGUCGCAACAAACCCAAACCAGUGGGCAAAAGAUUUGAAUAGUCUUUUAGGUUUCAAUAGUUCAUUUAGAGACCAAAGGGAUAAAAAACUGCACUUGUGA